Plasmodium gonderi is the source of this 1128-nucleotide messenger RNA. RefSeq lists its product as hypothetical. The transcript has a single exon. The coding region runs from base 1 to 1128 and encodes 375 amino acids. The record is from RefSeq and is a predicted model, not a curated record. Lineage: Eukaryota; Apicomplexa; Aconoidasida; Haemosporida; Plasmodiidae.
AUGUCGGUGAGAUUGGGUAAAUUUUUGCUGAGAAGCAACAGAAGGUGGAUAUCACAGGGAAGAGGAGGAGGAGGAAGAGGAAGAGGGAAUAGCGGAUCCACAUUCGACCCGGUAGAAAAUGUUGAAGGGAUGGAUCGAAAUAACAUGAUAGAUCCACCUCUAGGAGAAAAGGAUGAUUACCCAUCUUAUGUACAACCAAAUGAGGAGAAGAAUAGCACAUAUUGGUCUGAAUUAUUUGUAAAUAGAAAUUCAAGUGGAAGAGAAGACCAAAAAAAUAAUAAAAAAAGUUAUUCUGUUUCUUAUCCAUUUUCAGAUAACUAUGCAUAUAAUGUUCCAUACAAUUAUAAAAUUGUCAUUCCAAGUAAAAAUAAAAAGGUGAAAAAAUCAAAUGUCAGUAGUGAAAAGGAAAGAAAGGAGACUUCAGAAAAUGAACAAAUUAUUACACAAAAUGAAAUUAAUCAAAGUGUGGAAAAUAUAAAAGAAGAAUACAGUCGCAAUGUAAGUAAUAAAUUUAGUUACACCGAUUUUACUGGAUUUAGAAAUCCAACUUUAGAAACAUUGGAUAAUUACAGAUAUUGGCAAGAUAGUGGAUUCAAAAAAUUUUUACAUCGAAUAUUUCCAAUAAAAUUACCUGACCAUAAAAAAGUGAAUCCGUUAUUAAGAGAAUACAUAUACUUCUUACAUUCGUUGGAUCCAUUUAGAUUUACGUUUAAGAAACUGAGUGAAAGAUAUUUCCUUUCACAGAAUUGUAUUCAAUGCAUUUACAAAGAAGAAUGUGUUAAAAGAUUUCUUAGAGAUAAUCAAUUAUGUGAUGAUAAAAUGAAACGAAUUUCAAAAAAGGAAGCAGUUUUAAAAAUUAAAGAAUUAAUUUAUGCCAAGAAAUUGGGAUACAAAGAUAUUGGAGAUUUUGAAAAUAUCCAAAAUGAAGAUGACCAAUUCCAAGGACAUAAAAAUACAUUUGAUGUUAUAAACAGACAAGUUAUUCAAGUUGAAUCUAUCUCUUCUUUUCCUCUUCCUGAUAGGAGGGACCCUGUACCGAAGAGAGUGGAUGUUGAUAUUCCAGUUUACAAUUCUGCUAAUGUGAAAAUUAUGAAUUGGGUUAAUCCAAACGACAAAGUAAUAUUUUGA